CACAAAGACGGGACCGUUUCAACCCUUGCGGUCGCGAACGGAACUCCCCGUCCACGCGUGGCAUCGCUCGAGUGCCCGCAUCUCUUUUGUUACACGUUAUUGGAUGAUGAACGAAAAUAAGCGAUGGUUAACGGAGACGGGUUUGAGGGUCCGAGUGUAUGUUUGUGUUAAAAAGUGAACCGCCUCUUCCCUCAUCUCAACCGUCCCCUCCCUCAAGAACCCCCCCUUUCCCAAUAGCCUUUUGUGUUCACGCACGGUGCCCUACACUGUGACUGCAUUCCUGUUUCGUUUACUAUCGACUCGCUUAAAAACGUCCGCGUUUGAGAUCUCCACGAGAAAGUGGCACAUUCGCGUGGAAAUCUACUUCGGAGACUUGGGUUGGGGAAAUAUAAGCGGCGCGUCCGGGUUCAUUCAUACUUUCAUACGUCCACUCACCUUUGGCGGAUAAGGGGGAAGUGGACACAAAGAUAUUUCGUUCAAGCGUGAAAUGGAUUAAGUCCCAUCGAGGAAAGCUGGAGCACCACAGACGAACCAAGAGAAGGAGAAGGGCUCGGAGGGAGUCGUUGAAUUUUCAACAUCAACGUGAAAGAGAUUAUACUCGGCCAAUCCCCAAAAUGUCUCCAAAAGACAAGCCUAAGAAGAAACUUCCCAAAGACAGCAUGACAUUGCUGCCCUGCUUCUAUUUUGUGGAGCUGCCAAUUGUUGCAUCUUCCAUGAUCUCCCUUUACUUCUUGGAGCUGACAGACAUUUUGCAGCCAGCCAAAGUAGGGUACCGUUGUCAUGACCGCACACUGAGUAUGCCCUAUGUGGAAACGGGAGACGAGCUCAUUCCUCUGCUCAUGCUGCUCAGCCUGGCCUUUGCUGGCCCUGCAGCGUCUAUCAUGCUCGGAGAGGCCCUGAUGUACUGUAUGCAGUCCAAGCUGAAGAUUCACUCGGGUUCUGAAGGAAGUAUAAAUGCAGGAGGGUGCAACUUCAACUCUUUUUUACGCAGGACAGUCCGUUUUGUGGGUGUUCAUAUGUUUGGGCUGUGUGCCACUGCUCUGGUUACUGACGUUAUCCAGCUGGCCACUGGCUAUCAUGCACCCUUCUUCUUAACCGUAUGCAAACCCAACUACACCCUGCCUGGUGUGGCAUGUGAUAUAAACCCCUACAUAACCCAGGACAUCUGCUCAGGCCGGGACCAGUAUGCCAUUCUGUCAGCCAGGAAAACCUUCCCCUCCCAGCAUGCCACUUUGUCUGGCUUUGCAGCCGUCUACAUAUCCAUGUACUUCAAUGCCACAAUCUCAGACAGCACCAAACUGUUGAAGCCCAUGCUGGUGUUUGCAUUCGCCAUUGCUGCAGCCCUGGCCAGCUUAACCCAGAUCACCCAGUACCGAAGUCACCCCAUCGACGUCUACGUGGGCUUUGUGAUUGGAGCUGGCAUUGCUGUUUACCUGGCAUUAUAUGCAGUGGGGAACUUUAAAUCUACUGAAGACACUCCCCCUAAGCCAAUAAAACAGCCCAAACCUCCACAAAAAGAUCCUCUGCGAGAGCUAACACAACGUGGCCAUGACUCGGUCUACCAAAAAGCCCAUGCUUCUGAGAGCAACGAUGAAAUAUCCGCCCCGCCACAUGUAGCCAGCCUGAACCGUAAGGUGCGUCGAGAGAAGGCCUCCAUUGGCAGCCUAAAGAGAGCCAGCGCGGACGUUGAGCUACUGGCUCCUCGCAAUCCAAUGGGAAAGGAGACCAUGGUGACUUUCAGUAACACCUUGCCCCGCGCCAGCACCAACGCUAUGGAGGAGCCCGCUCAACGUCACAUGACCUUCCAUGUGCCAAUGGAUUCACAGCGUUCGAAAAAGUUGGUGUCCGAAUGGAAGCAGAAAUCAAUGGAGAUGCGCAGUCUUAGCCUGCGGGACGAAGAAGAGGAGGAAGCCACUGUGGAGGGAGCUGAGGGAAGCGAAGGGGGAGUUGAAGAGGAGAUGGGCAUGCCCACCUCCCUUUAUCCUACCGUGCAAGCCAACAGUGGAGCAGCAGUGACGGCAGCAGGGGGUACUAGGGUGAUGGUGCCCCAGAGACCUGGUGCUCCACAGUUAGUUCACAUCCCUGAAGAAGCCACAAGACCACCACCUGUGUCACCCAAAAGCGCAACCACACGGGCUAAGUGGCUCUCCAUGACAGAAAAAGGAGGACCAGUACCAGUUCCCAUGCCAGAACCUCCACGAUUGCCCAACCAGCCUCGGGUUAUGCAGGUCAUUGCCAUGUCUAAGCAACACAGUCCGGUUACCACACCCAAGUCUUCUGAGACCGGCUCCUCUUGUGCCACCUCCAGCACAGGCUCAGAAUCUCCAUACUACCGCAUCCCUUCUGAGCGAGACAGCGCCAGCAUCAUCACAGUAGACGCCCAUGCCCCUCACCACCCAGUGGUGCGUCUUUCUUCGGGCAAUGGGAACACCUGGGACUGGAGGAGCACCUCCAACGGCAAGACUGAGGUUCACGAGACAAGCCGAACUCUGCCCAGGCAGGACUGCUUGCGUGAUUAUCGUCCCAUCAAAACAGAGUCCCUGUGCUCAUUUACCUCUGAACCUGACCCAGGAAUCCUGCCUCCCCCACCUCAUCCCGACCUGCUGUUGGACAGCAACCUCAGCCGAGAUUCGUCCCUCCAACGCAUGUCCUCCAUCUCAUCUAAAGACUGGGAGCUUGGACAGCCUCACCCAGAACCUGACCACUUCUUUAAGAGCUUGCAAGCAAACAGAUCAUUUAAAGACUAACGUGUGUACUGUAGGCCAAAGCAGGGACUCUACAUACUUAUUUCUGGAGAAAUACAAUGUGAAUAUUUUUAGGCGGGUGGUGAAAAGGCUGGCUUUUUGGUUAUCUCACAUUGAGCAUCUGGGGUGGAUUAGUGCAGAGAAGCACCAGAAGGCUCACACAGACUUGAGGGGCCAAUUGUGAGUCUCUGUGAAGAAAGCAGCCACACAAAUCUGAUUAGCUCAAAGGAAUUGACAAAGAUUCAACCAAGUGAAUUUCAAAUUCAAGCUGUAAUGUAUCAAUUUAUCACAUUUCCUUCAUCCCCACCUUCAGAAAUGCACAUGAAAAUGUGCCACUUUUAAGAUACUCUGACACAUUGAGGGUAUUUAUCAUGUGUCAGGAUAAGCUUAACCAUAUUUCUGUUUUAGAGUUCACUAUAAACCUGGAUAUACAUUUUAUUGUACAAGAGGAACUCAUGUUGCAGUUCUUAAAUGAUUCAAUCGGAUAAAGAACCGAGUCAAUUUUAUUAUAGGCUGAAAAUGGACAGGUUAGAGUUCUCAUCACAGCUUUUUUGUGCAUUUUAAAGGGAUGGUUCACCCAAUAAUUAAAAGUUUGUCAUGAAAGAAAUUAUAAAGUGAUUUUCCUACUAUGGUUGUCAGUGGAGUCCAAGAACGGUUUGGUUAUAAGCAUUUUCCAUAUCAUCAGAACAAAGAAAUGUAUACAUAUUUAGAACAACUCCAAGGUGAGUAAAUGAUGACAGAAUUUUUAUUCUUGGGUGAACUAUACCUUUAAUGAACGCUUUUCUGCGUAUCAGUUUUAUGUAGGCCUAGUCACUUUCUGCUUUUUAUAUACUCUUGCUUGUUUGUGUGUAUUGCAUGUGUGUUUAUUUAUGUGUCUUUCUGACCUUGAAUGGACUGUAACAUGUCUGAAGGGAUGGCCUCUUUCAUUUUGCCGCCCAGUGUUGAAAUUUUUGUAACAAACUUUGAAAAAUAAAAUUGUAAUAAUA
Messenger RNA from Triplophysa dalaica, 3730 nucleotides. It is a transcript of the gene plppr3a, whose product is annotated as phospholipid phosphatase related 3a. The coding region runs from base 615 to 2747 and encodes 710 amino acids. Gene Ontology annotation, biological process: phospholipid dephosphorylation; phospholipid metabolic process; signal transduction. Lineage: Eukaryota; Metazoa; Chordata; Actinopteri; Cypriniformes; Nemacheilidae. The record is from RefSeq and is a predicted model, not a curated record. Gene Ontology annotation, molecular function: phosphatidate phosphatase activity. The transcript has 8 exons.